GCAAACAUCUUGGCGGACACCUUAUGUCGAAAGGCGAUGCUAGCUAUACUUAUAUAGAUUCUCAAGGAUAUAAAAAGGUUACAUUUGGAACUCGAAGCAACGAAAAACACACUCCUAAAUUCCCUAGCUUUGGUGGCACCCUUAGUCUAGCCAAAAGCCAACCCCAGCCGACUCACCAUAUA
Messenger RNA from Dovyalis caffra, 182 nucleotides. Lineage: Eukaryota; Viridiplantae; Streptophyta; Magnoliopsida; Malpighiales; Salicaceae. The record is from the annotation of a GenBank genome assembly.